Messenger RNA from Bemisia tabaci, 2262 nucleotides. RefSeq names its product proton-coupled amino acid transporter-like protein acs. Gene Ontology annotation, cellular component: vacuolar membrane. Lineage: Eukaryota; Metazoa; Arthropoda; Insecta; Hemiptera; Aleyrodidae. The record is from RefSeq and is a predicted model, not a curated record. Gene Ontology annotation, biological process: amino acid transmembrane transport. Gene Ontology annotation, molecular function: L-amino acid transmembrane transporter activity.
UUUUCCAAAGGUUUUAAUGGCGGAUCAAUCGAUAUAUCGCAGAGCACGACACGCCACUGAUUAAUACAUCUUAAACUCAAAACGUAGGCGGUGAUCGUCAUAAAAUUAAGAGGAACCCACUUGGGGCAAAGACGACGCCAGGACAUCGCAUGCAUCACCUAAUUUAAACCGCAGUCAAAGUGUCUAGACGAAGUAUCGUCAUAAAUUAAAAGAUAGAAAAGACUGAAAUUAUUAGAAUAAAGCAACUGAUUCCAACUGCGAUUGCACAGUUUCUUCGUCGGGUACGGGCCAUCGCGAACGAAAUUGACGAGUCGUCGGCCAAUUCGAGUGCAGAAUGUUCGGACGCUAGUGUAUUUUCAGUUGAAGUGCUUAAAGGAAUUGAAAUGAAUGUGUGUGAAUGAAGUAUUCAAAUAAGAAACUGAAAUUAAUGAUUCGUGGAGUGAACACAGUUUUAUCGAUUUUCACGGGUAGGAAACCGAUUUUAUUCUACCAUUUGACUCAUCAAGAAUUCCGUAGUUUUAUAUUCGACUGAAGCAGAAAUGGCAAGCGAUCAGAAAAAUGGAAGCACACCCGCACAGCAAGAAAGAGGUGACGUCAUCAAAACCCCAGGAGACACGGAUUAUGAUCCAGAUGAAGACCUAGGAGAGAAAAAUCUGACAACUUACUUCGAGACAUUACUUCAUAUGCUGAAAGUCAGCCUGGGCACUGGAGUUUUGGCGAUGCCGAAAGCUUUUGCCAAUGCUGGCUAUCUUUUGGGUAUGAUUGGCACAAUCAUAGUCGGAGUUCUUUGUACUUACACAACGCAGAUGCUUGUCCAAUCAGAAUACGAGCUGAGUAGAAGACUGCGAGUGCCCAGUAUGACGUAUCCUCAAACUUUUGAAGCAGCGUUCUCAGAGGGACCGAAGCGAUGCAGACCAUUUGCUAAAGCCGCGGGCGUUACGUGCAAUCUGAUUCUAUUCCUUCUUCAAUGCGGUCUCAGUUGUGUUUACAUGGUAUUCGUAGCUGACAAUCUAAAGGCGGUAUUGGACCAGUACAUCGGGACAACAGACAUCAGACUAUACAUGGCGUGUCUCUUGGGCCCACUGAUUAUUCUCUGCUGGUUCGGUAACCUGAAAUACUUAGCACCACUGUCUUUCUUUGGUAAUUCCAUGACCAUGAUCUGCUACUGCAUUACCUUCUGGUACGUUCUCACUGACCUGCCAAGCUUUUCCACCAGAAAAGCUGUUGUCGAUCUCAAACAGUUCCCACUCUUCAUCGGCACGGCGCUGUUCGCAAUGGAGGCUAUCAGCGUGGUUAUACCUCUGAAGAACGAAAUGAAAAGACCAGCACAGUUUCGCGGGUCGUUCGGCGUGCUCAACUGCUCAAUGGUGCCCAUCACAAUCUUGUAUCUCCUUGUUGGACUUGGCGGGUAUUUGAAAUACGGGGAUGCAGCGAGAGGAAGUAUCUCUCUCAAUUUACCAACAAGUGAAGUGCCAGCUCAAUGUGUAAAAUUGAUGUUAGCUUUCUCAGUCUUGAUUAGCAACACCGUACUAACGUACGUAACGUCAACUAUCCUUUGGGAAGAAUUUCUGAAGUCAAGGUUCGAAAAUUCGAAGAGAAAAGUUGUAUGGGAGCUCUCUGCCAGAGCUUUCUUAGUUUUAGCAACAUUUGUUAUAGCUGCUUCAAUCCCUAACCUGGAGUUGUUCAUAUCAUUAAUUGGAGCUCUGGGAUUGGCAAACCUUGGCCUCGCUUUUCCAGUAAUAGCGGAGACCCUCACAUUCUGGGACAGAUACCAUGGUUGCUGGUUUUUCUUCUUCAUUCUCAAAAAUAUCUGCUUGCUGCUCGCGGCGAUCUACGCAUUCUUCAUCGGCGGAGCAACCAGCAUCAUCACCAUCUACGAAAAAUUAAUGGAUGGAACCUUAUUUUAGGUUCUAAAAUAAUAAAACAUUCCGCAUAAGUCCAAAACAAAACAUAUUUUUGAUUUGUGAAUGAUUUCGAGAGAUGAGGCAAGCUUAUAAACGGUAGAAAAUCCUCCAAAUUUGAAGCAAUUUCAACGACAAAUAAAGAAAAGUACCCUGAUAGAAUAAAUCAGCCUGUCAACGCCAAAACACAUGAGCAUCCAUUGAUAUUAGGAGAAAUCAGUAAAAUUCAGUACUCUGUUUUAUUGAUAUGUGCUAGUGUCAAUAAAUAUCAACUAUAUUUUGGCAUUAGUUAAGUGAUUAUUUUUCUAAGGAGUGCAUGUCACACGAUUUUAAGAUUUAAUUAAAGUAAUAUGUAAGCCUU